UCUGGUACACCAGCAUUAUUAGCUCUUUUAAUCACUAGCACAAAUUAUAUAAAUGCCUAUUUAAUAAGCGAAAAAGUACUUUAAGUACUUGAAAGUUGAAACUCUUACACAAAACUACUUAUAGUUGCUCGAGGGAAAGGCAACCAAAACUAUAUCCAAAUCAUGGACAUAAUUUGUGAAUUGAUCACUUGGCUAGCCACAGCACUUCUCCUCGCUUCCGCCAUUAUUAUCUGCAGGAAACUCAUCAUCAACACCACUAAACUCAAACUCAACCUCAUUCUAUCAACUUACAAAAGCCGCAGCACUUCAUCAAGUAUUACUACUACUACUACUCCUUCUUCUUCUUCUUCUUCUAGUCGGCUCCCUUUGGGAACUUUUGGAUGGCCAUUUCUUGGAGAAACCCUAGACUUCAUUUCUUGUGCUUAUUCAGACCGACCCGAAAGCUUCAUGGACAAACGUCGUAUCAUGUAUGGGAAAGUGUUCAAAUCACAUAUAUUUGGGAGCCCGGCUAUAGUUUCGACGGAUGCAGACGUGAGUAGAAGUAUUCUUCAAAGUGAUGGGAGAAUAUUUGUGCCUUGUUACCCAAAAUCUGUGACUGAACUAAUGGGGAAAUCCUCUAUCUUGCUCAUUAGUGGAAGCUUGCAGAGGAGAAUUCAUGGCUUGAUUGGAUCUUUCUGCAAGUCAGCAACUCUAAAGCAGCAAAUUACUCGCAAUAUGCAAAAAUAUGUUCAGGAAUCCAUGAGCAAAUGGGAAGAGGAUCGUCCCAUUUACAUUCAAGACGAAGCCAAAAAUAUUGCUUUUAGAGUGUUGGUCAAGGCAUUGAUUAGCUUGGGUCCUGGUCAAGAAAUGGAGUUUCUACAAAACCAAUUCCAGGAAUUCAUAGCCGGCCUAAUGUCUUUGCCUAUAAAACUCCCUGGAAGUCAACUUUACCGAUCACUCCAGGCUAGGAAGAGAAUGGUUAAGUUUAUUCAGAGAAUAAUUCAAGAGAAAAGAAGUAGCAAUAAUGCUAAUUCAGUUCCAAAGGACGUAGCAGAAGUUUUGCUAGGCGAUGGAAGCCAGCAGCUAAGUGAUGAUUUAAUAUCGGACAACAUCAUUGACCUGAUGAUACCAGGAGAAGAUUCCGUCCCAAUCCUAAUGACUUUGGCCAUUAAAUUCCUUUCAGAUUGUCCUUCCGCCCUCCAACAAUUAACUGAGGAGAACAUGAAGUUGACAAGACAUAAAGAAAAACUGGAAGAACCCUUGACUUCGAGUGAUUAUUUAUCUCUCUCUUUCACCCAAAAUGUGAUCACGGAAACUCUGCGACUUGGAAAUAUAAUAAUAGGAGUAAUAAGGAAAGCUACAAAGGACGUGGAGAUUAAAGGUCAUUUCAUACCGAAAGGGUGGUGUGUUCUUACAUAUUUCAGAUCCAUUCAUCUUGAUCCCGAUCUCUACGAUUCUCCCUACCAAUUCAAUCCCUGGCGAUGGCAAGAAAGGGACACAAAUAGUUGUAGUUUCACUCCAUUUGGAGGUGGGCAAAGGUUGUGUCCGGGGCUUGACCUUGCUAGGCUUGAAGCUUCGAUCUUCCUUCACCAUCUUGUUACGCAAUUUAGGUGGGUGGCUGAGGAUGAUUCAAUAAUCAAUUUUCCAACAGUAAGAAUGAAGAAGAGAAUGCCAGUGUGGAUCAAAAGGAGAAGGAGGAGACACAAUUCUUCAUCAUCAAAUUAAAGUAAAAUCAGGAAGGGGAUAGCUUUUGGUUGGUUUUUAAUACGAGUUUUACCCAAUUUGUCGGUCACAGUAAAAGAGGUAGCUAGUUCUGUUUUGACUGAGGAGUCUAAGCAGAAAAAUACUGGGCAAAUUUCUCUCGAAAAAGAAAGAAGAAAAAGUAUUAGGUAAAAUGCAACCACUAUAAUACUCCUAAUUAGCUGCAGCCAAAGAAGACAAUGUAAUGAAAAGGUCUGAAAUGACUCUUGCUUUCGCAAUGGCACUCGUGUGGUGUAGGCCAUUGAAAGUUUGAAACUAUAAAGCUUUUGACAUCUUCAUCUUCCUCUUUUCAUACACUUUUUCUUUUCCCCCUUUUGUGUACACAAAAUUUUUAGGAUCUAUACUUUGUAAUAGCGUCAAAUAGAAAAAGAUUACUUUAUCCCAAUUAAAUGAGUUUAACUAUAUGAACCAAUAGACGAACUAUAUGUAUUGAAUUGUACCACC
This is a messenger RNA of Oldenlandia corymbosa var. corymbosa, 2184 nucleotides long. NCBI's taxonomy places the organism in Eukaryota, Viridiplantae, Streptophyta, Magnoliopsida, Gentianales, Rubiaceae. The record is from the annotation of a GenBank genome assembly.